Labeo rohita (rohu) is the source of this 1639-nucleotide messenger RNA. RefSeq names its product synaptosome associated protein 23.1 (gene snap23.1). The record is from RefSeq and is a predicted model, not a curated record. Gene Ontology annotation, molecular function: syntaxin binding; SNAP receptor activity. Bases 163 to 876 code for a protein of 237 amino acids. Gene Ontology annotation, biological process: synaptic vesicle priming; exocytosis; synaptic vesicle fusion to presynaptic active zone membrane. Gene Ontology annotation, cellular component: SNARE complex; plasma membrane. NCBI's taxonomy places the organism in Eukaryota, Metazoa, Chordata, Actinopteri, Cypriniformes, Cyprinidae. The transcript is spliced from 8 exons.
UGUGCUCCACGUUGCGUCCAGUAUUUCAAAACAAGAGGAUGUUAAUGCGUUUUUACUUCCCCAAAGCGGAACUAAAUACGAGACCAACUCACCAACUUCUAUCUUAAAUAAACAAACAGAUUUUACCAGUAAGUUAGUGAUUUAAGAACACCGUGAAACACCAUGAGUAAACAACCCCAGAGCGUAGAGCUUAAAGCCACAGGAGGGGCGGCAAACUUGGACACCAGCAAGAUGGCAGAUAUGACAGUGGAGGACAUCACACUGAGAGCCAACCAAGUUACAGAUGAGUCACUUGAAAGCACUAGGCGGAUGCUACAAAUGGCAGAGGAGAGCCGGGAGACAGGGGUCAAAACAAUGACCAUGCUGGAUGAACAGGGAGAGCAACUGAGGCGAGUCGAACAAGGAAUGGACCAGAUCAAUCAGGACAUGAGGCAGGCCGAGAAGAACUUGACUGAUCUGUCCAAAUGCUGUGGCCUGUGUGUGUGCCCAUGUGACAGAGUGACUUCUAUUGAGCAUGAUGGGAGAUAUAAGAAGACUUGGGGCACAGGUGGUGACAGCUCCAGUAUGGAGGGAAAAGAGGGUGGUGUUGUAUCCAGCCAACCCAGUGCUGUUCGUAACGGACAGGCUGUUUCGAGUGGGUCAGCAGGUGGAUCUGGACCCUACAUCAAGAGAGUAACGAAUGAUGCACGAGAAGAUGAGAUGGAGGAAAAUCUGGACCACGUGGGCAGCAUCAUUGGAAAUCUGAAGAAUUUGGCCUUGGAUAUGGGCAAUGAGAUUGACAAACAGAACAAGACCAUUGACCGCAUCACUGAUAAGGCUGAUAUGAAUAAAGCUCGCAUUGAUGAAGCCAACCAGCGAGCCAACAAACUUCUGUAGAGAAUGAACACUGCCAGCAUCACUCAGGAGCCUGAUUGUUUGAUCUCUCUCUCUCUCUCUCUCUCUCUCUCUCUCUCUCUCUCACACACACACACACACACACACACACACACACACAACAUACACACACUUCCCAGCAAUGAAUUGCAGCAAGUGAGUUAAGUUCUUUCAAUGCCAUCUGUGCCUUUUUGCCGUUCUAUUGUAAAUAGUUAACAUGUGCACACACAGAUCUAUUCCAGAGCCUCCUGUACAAUCGAGUCUUCACCCUUAGUAUGUGAGACAAAUAUGCUGGACGCAUCGAGUGCAGUUUUUUCUGCGGCUUUGCUCACUGCUGUCCCCUCAGUCUGUAAUGGAUGAAGUCAAAUCUCUCGGGAUGGUGAUGGGUUUUGUCCGUCCCCCUCCCUGCACUUCAGUCAACAUGGCUAAUUGUUUCACUAAUCGGAAUGAGGGGCCAAAGACUUAUGACAGAACUUUGAAAUGUUCUGGUAUGCCCUUAUAGCCGUUGAUGUAUGUUUGGGCUAAUGAUAUGUUUGGUUUUAAUGUCUUUUUGUUUUGUUUUUCUGUUUAGCUGUAUCUGUGACUGAUUAUACUUAUAUUUAAUUAUCCUAAGACAUUAAUGGGCCUUGUGAAUACAGUUAGUCCUGUUCAUUGUUUGGGGGGAAAUGUAUGGUAGGGUCCUUUUUAAUGGCAUAAUUUACCAUGCUAUAUAGUAAUAGGACAUUUCAAUGUAUCUAUUUUACUGCUAAUAAAGCCAGUAUAAUCA